CAACAACAAAAAAACCCACAGAUUAACCUACUAUGGCAGACCAGAGGCAGCGCUCACUUUCUACCUCCGGAGAAUCACUGUACCAUGUUCUUGGGCUGGACAAGAAUGCAACCUCAGACGACAUUAAAAAGUCUUAUCGGAAGCUUGCCCUGAAAUAUCACCCAGACAAGAACCCUGAUAACCCAGAGGCUGCAGACAAGUUUAAGGAGAUCAACAACGCCCACGCCAUCCUGACCGAUGCCACAAAAAGAAACAUAUAUGACAAGUACGGCUCUCUGGGGCUCUAUGUGGCCGAGCAGUUCGGGGAAGAGAACGUCAACACUUACUUCGUGCUCUCCAGCUGGUGGGCCAAGGCCUUGUUUGUCUUCUGCGGCCUCCUCACCUGCUGCUACUGCUGCUGCUGCCUAUGCUGCUGCUUCAACUGCUGCUGUGGGAAGUGUAAGCCGAAGGCCCCUGAGGGCGAAGAAACUGAGUUCUACGUGUCCCCUGAGGACCUGGAGGCACAGCUGCAGUCUGACGAGAGGGAGGCCACAGAUACACCAAUCGUCAUACAGCCAGCAUCCGCCACAGAGACCACCCAGCUCACGGCCGACUCCCACCCCAGCUAUCACACUGAUGGCUUCAACUAAGUUCAGGAAAAGCUGUGAUUAGAGGAUGAAUCAGCACCUGGCCACUGCAACCGUAGAAUCAUGAACUGUAGUCACCAAGACGGCAAGGCAGCGGCUGACCUGCCUGGCUGUGUCGGGCCCUCCCACCACCUCUACGCCCGCCCAUCCGUCCAUCCUCGAUACAUGAAGUGCGUAGCAUGCAGUAUUUAAAGCAGUGUAGCUACGGUCUUCUUCUUUUUCUUCUUCUUUUUCUUCUUCUUCUUCCUCUCUGUUUUUCCUUUUUUAAUAGCAUGUAUGGGUUAUGUUCAGUGUCUGUGUUGUGGACAUGCUGCAGCCCAGCUGCAUUAACUGGACAGUGGAGCUGCCUCGGGGCUCCAUUCAGGUUGGUCCGGGAAGGGCUAACCGCAACGCCAGGUUCCACCAAGCCAGUUGGACUAGAAAAAGAGGGGCCUCCCUUGCUUCCUGGUGCCCACCAGGGCUGGAGGCGGGUGCCGCCUGGUGGAGCUGCAUCUCCACCUUGACCUUGGUGUCCCGAGAUGGGUCUGGUCCACGCUGUGCUCCCUGGCCGUGAGGCUGCAGGCAGGGCACUGAUCUCACUGGCUGGGAAAGUAAGUGGGCCACAUCCUCCGAGCACCACCAGCAUCACAGUCCUUUUAGCAGUGUUUGUGUUGGGCACAGUUUGCACCUUGUUCACUUGGCCUCAUGGCAGAGUUUCUUUAGUGGACAGAUCUGCUGUGGAAAGUGCAGGUACACCCUUUCCGAGGGUGAACUCAUGCUCUCUGCACAGCGCCUUUAGCCCAGGUCUCUUCCACAGGGACCAAGGUUCCUUUCCGUGGAGUUGCCCCUUGCCUGUGUGUAGGUUGUUUGUCUCUUUUCCUAGACCUUUCCCAGGCCAAUAGCUGGAUAGAUGGGGCCAUGGUCUCUCUUCCCCUUCUGUAAGUCUGACUCCACAUUCCUUCAAACCCACCUGUUUUUAAAUCUUUUCUUGAACUUCUGAAAACUGCAAGUGAUAGGAUCUGCUUAGUCAUAGUCCAAGGGUCUGAGCUCUGGCCAUUGGCACAUGGCUACUUGUGCCUAGGAAGUGUUGUGUAAGUGUCCAGCCCUUGGGACUUUCCUCCCUGUGCUUGCUAGAGCUUGGCCCACCCCCUUGCCUUCGUCUCUGCCUGUCAUCCAUGAUUCAACAGAGCAGGAAUACUGGGUUCCUGGAGAAGGUGGAGGGAGCCAAGGUGCCUCAGGAGGGUUGAGUCCCAGGGAGGCUGCACUGAUGCCUCAGCUCAUCCGCCAGCCUGGAAGGUUAGUGCUGGACCACAAACCCCUGUGCACACCACUAACAGUCUGUCCCGUCUGUGCCCCAGACCUUGUAGGUGGUACCCUGGGUGGGGGAGCUGAGGAGAUGCGGACUGUGCCCGUAUGGAGCAAGGUUUGGAGCUGUCUCACCCCCAGCAGCUCCCUGCAUGUGCUGGACCAGACUCCAGUGAGCUGGGUUCCUGCAGACGUCCAAUGCCAAACAUCGUCUCAAUUUCCAGUAGAGGUGAAGGAGAAGACUCACGUGGAGACUCCAUGGCCCAGAUGACUUGCCGUGUACUCCUGAAUCUUGGCCCCAGCUCACCAGCAUAUCCAGAAAGUAGGGUUAGGGUGACAGGAAGUUGCAAGAAGGGGCAGCAAUGUUAGGACAAACCUAACGUGAUUCAGAAUACCUCACUGGUUUGGCGUCCCCAGCCCCUUCUGCUUAGAGAGCAGUGACGCUGCAGCCCCCAGCUCAUCUGACUGCUGUUACACGUGGGCCAGGAGCCAGUUGGCUGCCAGCACCAGGUGCUUGGGUGGGUCUGUUUUGCUCCUUAAAAUGAUCAUGAAGACAUUAGGGAGGAUUCAUCUAGGAUGUUAGACAUAGCUUAUUAACAUCAGAUUUCUUGUGGAAGGAUAAGAAAUGCACUGUUGGGCCCAUCUGGAAACAGAAGGUGAGACCACUGGGUGUCCUAUGUGCCAGUCCCAGUAUGACAGUCAUAAGGGACUCUGUAGAAAGGCUACCUGGUCAGCCUUGGUGACUUCCUGGAGAUCAUUAAAAAGUGAGUUGUUUUUCCCCAGGAUGGCCAAGAACCAGGUUCAGGGUGUGGACGUGGUGGAAAGUGUGGUGCCUACCUAGGGCUGUGGGGAAAACUGUCCUGGUCUGCAGCUCUGUGACUCUAGCUAGAUAAUCUCAACUGGAGUAGUGGCUGGGGAAGGAGAGCAGCACCCAAACCCAGAGUCCUGCGGAGUUUGUAAAGCUAAGGAGAUCAUGUAGAAUGUGUAAAAAUGAAUAAGACAGUUGUCAAGGUGAUGACAGUGAUUGCCCAAGGCCCAGCUGGGGAUAACUGUGAACGUCAGGAUUGGGAGUCCUUCCUGCCACCUGACCUUGUAGCAAACCCCUCUUCAUUGUCUUACUGCGUUGGUCUCAGGCCUGCCUGGUUUUGGCCCUUUUAAUAAGUAGAGCUGGUGAGUCUGGGGGAGUAAGGUUACACCACUUCCUGUCCAAGUGCUAACAAAUCAGAACAACCCCCAGUUCUUCUGACUCCUGUGCUGGUGUUAACAGCAGGUGUCAACUUCACCUGCCUGGAGUGCUGCAGCCACUGCGCAUGGAAGCCUGUCAGAGCCUGGGUUCCCUCGGGGUCCAGGCAGCACUGGUCACUUCUGAGCUGCAAAGGGUGGGAGAGACCUGCGAGGCCAUCUCUGGGGCGCUGCUGCUGCUACUGUGCGAAUUUCUGUUUCCGCUCAGUGAUGUGGACUUUUCUUGUCUUCCUUUUGGCUUUAUUCUAUUUUUAAACUGCUUUAGAUAUUACUGCUCACUGUUCAUGAGCCUUCCUAGUUCUCUGAUCAGUUUAAUAUAGCCAACACCCAAUGGGGACCUGUUAGAAAAAGAAACCAGAGCAUUCAAUGCAGUUAGCAGGAAACUUCGUCUCAGUGUUGUCGGUUGUUGGACUUGACCACAAGCGUCAAUCCAGGAGAGGCCCUGGAUCAUGAAAGCUCAGGACUCUGCAGGUGUCUGACCCAUGUGCCACUGGCAGCAGUGUGCAUUGUCCUGCUGAGCCAUGGCGGUCUGUCCCAGGUGAACCUCGGUGUGCCGGAGCAAUGUCCACCAGUGUAGCUGGGUGUCUCGGGAGAUGGUGGCCCUGGCGUGCAGGCUGUUGCCGGGGGUUCCGGGUGCUGUGGGCAGAGCUGGGGUGGAUCUUUUCUGUCCUUGGUUGGCCCUCAAUGCACCCUGUCGUGGGAAGUGUUUUGUGAGGGUGUGCCCAGUGACUGAUCUCAUUCCUUUCCCCGUAUUCUGAGCUGUAAACCCCAGCGGCCCACAACUGACUUGUCUCUGUCAUGUUUUGGUUCCAGUCAUCCUCCUGUGGAAUUGGCAAAAGCUACAUCUUUACUGUACUCACAUGCACGGUUUGAGUGUGGGCUGUGGUGUGUGUCUGUGUACAUAUGUGUAUAUGUAUAUAUUGUGCAGCAGGCCUGUCAUGCUGCUGUCCAGUGGCUAAGCG
This is a messenger RNA of Fukomys damarensis (Damara mole-rat), 4114 nucleotides long. It is a transcript of the gene Dnajc5, whose product is annotated as DnaJ heat shock protein family (Hsp40) member C5. The transcript is spliced from 5 exons. The record is from RefSeq and is a predicted model, not a curated record. Bases 33 to 629 code for a protein of 198 amino acids. Gene Ontology annotation, biological process: regulation of synaptic vesicle cycle. NCBI's taxonomy places the organism in Eukaryota, Metazoa, Chordata, Mammalia, Rodentia, Bathyergidae. Gene Ontology annotation, cellular component: membrane; intracellular membrane-bounded organelle; presynapse.